UGUCGUUUAUCGAAACGUUAUCUUCAGGAGGAGAGAAAAUAAAUCAUUCCAUGUUUAACGUGGUAAAGAUGAUUUAAGUGAGACCUGGUGGAAGGGACCACCGAAGGCGCUCAAAAAGCGGAGAAAGUAGAUUAAUCGACUUUGUUCUAAAUCUUUCUCGUUCCUUCAACGUUUGUCAAUAUUUUGGCGAGACAGAACUGGAAGAAUGUUGUUAUCUGUCGCCGCUGCAGCAGUCGCAGGAGCCAUCGCCUUGUUGUUCCUCCUGAAUCUCACCUUUUCCUGUCUGUGCGAGGAUGUGCGUUUUGUGUUAAGAGCCAGCAAGUUCGGUUUGAAACUUAUGAAAAUUUACCUCACCAAGAGGGUGCUCACCGUCCUAGACCGCUUUGCGCAGCGGGUGGAGGCAAACCCGCACAAAACCUUCCUGCUGUUCGAAGGCCGGCCUUACACUUACCGAGCCGUGGACAGUCGAAGCAACCGAGUAGCUCAGGUCUUCCUUCAGCAGCAGCCUGGCUUGAGAGCGGGAGACACGGUGGCGCUGCUGAUGAACAACGAGCCCGACUUCGUAUGCGUCUGGUUCGGCUUGUCCAAGCUCGGCUGUGCCGUGGCUUUCCUCAACACCAACCUCCGCACACGCUCUCUCCUGCACUGCCUGGUCAGCUCGGGAGCUAAGACCCUGGUCGUAGGCGCAGAUCUAGUUGAUAUUGUGGAGGACAUUCUUACUGAUAUCCAGAAUAAUAAUAUAUCUGUCUGGGUUAUGGGGAAAAGUUGUACUCUCCAUGAGGUGAAUACCCUAGCAGAUAAAGUAGAAGAAGCACCAGACAGUCCUGUGCCAGGAUCGUGGAAAUCUGCAAUCUACUUAAAGUCCACCUUUCUCUAUAUAUUCACUUCAGGCACUACAGGAUUACCAAAGGCUGCUGUGAUCACCCAGCUACAAUCCUUAAGGGCUAGUGCUGGCUUUUGGGUGUUUGGAGUGACCAAGGAGGACAUCAUCUAUGUUCCACUUCCUUUAUAUCAUGGUGCAGCCUCUCUUUUAGGCAUCUGUGGCUGCAUUGAGAUAGGUGCAACAUUGGUGCUAAAGAAGAAAUUCUCAGCUAGCCAGUUCUGGAACGACUGCCGAAAGUAUAACGUUACUGUAGUCCAAUAUAUUGGAGAACUCUGCCGCUACCUGUGUAAUCAGCCAAAGAUAGAAGGAGAAAAAAAUCACCAAGUGCGCAUGGCUGUAGGAAAUGGUAUAAGGACUGAGGUCUGGAAAGAAUUCCUAGAGCGAUUUGGCAAUAUUAAGAUGUGCGAGUUUUAUGGUGCAACAGAAGGAAAUAUUUUCUUUAUGAAUUACACAGGCAAGUUGGGAGCUGUGGGACGCACCAGUUACUUAUAUAAGGCAUUUCUAUCAUAUAGACUGGUAAAAUAUGAUGCUCAAAAGGAAACACCCAUAAGGAAUGAACAAGGACGAUGUGAAAAGGUUGGCAAAGGUGAGACUGGACUCCUCAUAUCUCCAGUGACUAAAUUGAAUCCAUUCAGUGGUUAUGCUGGAAGCAAGAAGUUUUCACAGCAGAAGUUACUGGAAGAUGUUUUUAAAAAGGGGGACCUGUAUUUCAACACUGGAGACCUGAUGUCUGAGAGCCAGGAUGGCUAUAUUUACUUCCGUGAUCGGAUUGGGGACACCUUUAGAUGGAAAGGGGAAAAUGUUGCAACCACAGAGGUGGCUGAAAUUAUCGGAAUGAUGGACUUUGUAGAAGAAGCCAAUGUAUAUGGAGUAGCUAUCAAAGGGUACGAAGGCAGGAUAGGAAUGGCAGCUAUCAUCCUGAAGCCAGUUCAAGAGUUUGAUGGAAAAAAAUUAUAUGAUCAUGUUGUGAAAUAUCUGCCGAGCUAUGCCUACCCACGCUUCCUAAGGAUCCAGGAAUCGAUGGAAAUGACUGGAACCUUCAAGAGAAAAAAAAUUAAUUUGGUGGAAGAAGCAUUCAAUCCCAUGAUAAUAACGGAGCCAUUGUAUUUCCUGGAUCCUUCUGUGAAAUCUUACAUUUUAAUGACAGAACAAAUCUAUAACCAAAUUUUGUCACUCAAGAUAAAAUUAUGAGCCAUUGUUUAUAACUUGGGCAUUUUAUCAUAGACCACUUUUUCAGCAAAUAAUUAUAUAGCAUUAAUUUUAAUAGCAACUAUGUUUUAUUAGUACAUUCUAUCUGAAGGUCUAUUUUUUGCAGAAAAUAUUUUUAACUUGCCAUGUAAAUAAUUUUAAUUUGUCCCUCUGUAACAAAAAUAUUUUAUAUAUAUAUAUAAAACAUAUGUUAAAAAUAGCUCCACUUUCUAAACUAUUAAAAAGCCUGUAUUUGACUUUUUAAUUGAACAAAGUAGCAUUAUAAAAAUGCUCCCACUCUGA
Molecule: messenger RNA, 2374 nt
Organism: Carcharodon carcharias (great white shark)
Lineage: Eukaryota; Metazoa; Chordata; Chondrichthyes; Lamniformes; Lamnidae
Gene: slc27a6
Product: solute carrier family 27 member 6
Exons: 10
Coding region: 206-2074 (622 amino acids)
Molecular function (GO): long-chain fatty acid-CoA ligase activity; long-chain fatty acid transmembrane transporter activity
Source: RefSeq, a predicted model, not a curated record